GCUCUCGUUGAGUGAACUGUGCCGGCCGCGGAGAUCGUACCCAUGGUUGCUCAAAUACAGCCCAGAACCAAAAAUGACGUAUAGGACGAGACAUCGGUGGACAAUCUUGCUAACUACGUGUGUGCUGGCGCAUGCUGCUAGGACAGAAGAUAACAGACCAGGUACGAGGUUGCCGAACACGGAUUUCUUUUACAACCUCCAGAAUUAUAAUACCGCAAGCGAUCACCUGGCGUCAGCCCAACAAACAAUUUCAAAGGACAUUGAAAACCACACUGGAAGAACCGAUGGGAAGCAAAACGCUGAUGGUUACAGCAAAGCGGAGAGUAGGGAAAAGGUUUCAACCCAUGCAUUACAAAACGACAGAUUCUUGAGAGAAUAUGGAAUACACAAUGACCACACGAAACGUAACAUCAGAAGUUCUUACGAAAGCCGGUCAUUUGGAUUUCACAGAGGUCGAGAAGGUGUUAGGAAUAAAGACAGAAUUGUGCAUAGAAGAAACGGAUGUUCAGGGAGAAAGUAUGGAACUGGAGAACGCAAAACAGAGGAAGGAGAAAAUUGUCAUGACAAUGCUAGUCCCUCAGACUUCGAGAAUUUUAAAAGGGAAAGUUCGUCCAGAAUUUCUUCAAAUCCAGUACAGGAGUCACACGACAUAUACACCACCCAAAUAGAAAACUACCCCGUUCGUGACAAGUUGGAAGUGACGGCUCAGCAAGAAACCCGAUUCGGAUCAAUUAACUCAGAUAGAAGACCCAGCAGCGGACCUCAAAGAAGUGGAAGAAAUGAAAACUACAGGACCGAUUUGGUUCGGUAUAGAGACACUGACUCUAGCCAACCAGUUGAAACAAAAGAUGAGGUACAAAGUCUCGGACAGGAAGGCAGAGGUUUUGACAAUGGUGACGUUUUACGAAAUGGCCGUCAGACCAUGGAAGGAAGCGACGAGACACGUGAAGGUGAGGUGUCUCAACCAGUGGAGCCCAAUGCUGUGGCGGAACCCCGGCAAAGAGACGCAGUGUCAAGCUACUACGACUUUCUGAUAAAUGAGGGAUCCUACAAAUUCUGGGCCGUGUUCCAAGUGGUCACUGCCUGUCUGCUCAUCUAUUCGGCCUUUGCAGCCAUCUACUAUGCCAAAUAUACUUUCAGCAUGAUGGACUAUCCUGACUAUUUGGAUGAAGGUUUCUUUUUCAAACGCUCAGGGGAAGCUUAUAUCACCACCACAACAGCCAAACCUUCUUCAUACUCUUUCUUAGGUUUAUCUCCACAAACAUUCCAAAGGAUAAUGAACGCGCUGUCUUCCAAAAAGUAUUCUUAAGACGUUUAUAUCGGGUGACUGAUA
Zootermopsis nevadensis is the source of this 1333-nucleotide messenger RNA. RefSeq lists its product as uncharacterized. Lineage: Eukaryota; Metazoa; Arthropoda; Insecta; Blattodea; Termopsidae. The record is from RefSeq and is a predicted model, not a curated record.